This is a messenger RNA of Ceratosolen solmsi marchali, 1460 nucleotides long. It is a transcript of the gene GckIII, whose product is annotated as Germinal centre kinase III. Lineage: Eukaryota; Metazoa; Arthropoda; Insecta; Hymenoptera; Agaonidae. The record is from RefSeq and is a predicted model, not a curated record. Gene Ontology annotation, cellular component: cytoplasm. Gene Ontology annotation, biological process: protein phosphorylation. Gene Ontology annotation, molecular function: protein serine/threonine kinase activity; ATP binding.
AAUAUAAAAUAAAAAGACGGAAUUGGCGAACGCCGCGGGGAGUCGAGAGCAGCGUGGCCGUUGUGCAGGGACGCGGUGCAGGGAUUUCGGGAGGGUGCCGCCUCCUGACGCAUGUGUCGCGCCGCGAGUAGCUCGUCAGCAUCGUCGAGAUCGUCGCCGACGGGGGCUGUUCGAUGCCGCUGCCCGGGGCCGCCUGGGAGGAAGCAGCUAAAGCGUCGAGCGUACCGUAGCGGCGAAGGGGUUAGAGCAGCGACGUCGUUGUUGUCGUCCUCGGCCACGGAGAUCCCGUGGGGCUUAAGCGAGCGCUGGGCCAGGAAGGCGCCGGAAGCUCGCGGGAUUGAAGAAGCGUAGCGAAGAAGAUGGCCUUCAACGAGAAGGUGGACCCCGAGUUGAUAUUUACGAAACAAGAGAGAAUUGGUAAAGGCAGCUUCGGCGAAGUUUUUAAAGGCAUCGACAAUCGAACCCAACAAGUCGUCGCCAUCAAGAUCAUUGACCUCGAGGAAGCCGAGGAUGAGAUCGAAGACAUUCAGCAGGUGCUGUGCGACAGUCCGUACGUCACGAAAUAUUAUGGAUCCUACCUCAAGGGCACUAAAUUAUGGAUCAUCAUGGAGUAUCUGGGCGGAGGCUCGGCCCUGGACCUGAUGAAAGCCGGCAGUUUCGAGGAGAUGCACAUCGCGGUCAUCCUUAGGGAAGUCCUCAAAGGUCUCGACUAUUUGCACAGCGAGCGCAAGCUGCACCGUGAUAUCAAAGCGGCGAACGUUCUUCUGAGCGAGAUGGGUGACGUUAAGCUGGCAGACUUUGGCGUGGCAGGCCAACUCACCAACACCACCAGCAAAAGAAACACAUUUGUCGGCACGCCAUUCUGGAUGGCGCCGGAAGUUAUCAAGCAGUCAGCCUACGAUUCCAAGGCCGACAUCUGGUCGCUCGGCAUUACGGCCAUCGAGCUGGCGAAGGGCGAACCGCCCAACAGCGAGCUCCAUCCCAUGAGGGUCCUCUUCCUCAUUCCCAAGAACAACCCGCCCCAGCUCACCGGCAACUACACCAAGCAGUUCAAGGAGUUCGUCGAGGCCUGCCUCAAUAAAGAUCCGGAGAACAGGCCGACGGCCAAGGAGCUGCUGAAGUUUCAGUUUAUCAGAAAGGCAAAGAAGAACUCGUACCUGAUUGACCUGAUUGACAGGUAUAAGAAAUGGAAGUCACAACGCAGCGAAGAGUCCGAGACGGAGAGUGAGAAUUCUGAUUCAGAAGAAUCAAAACAGGACAGUGAUAUGGACGAGCCAUGGAUAAUGACGGUGAAAGGACCGCACGGAGUCAAGGGAUCGUCGGUUGUUCCCAUGAUGCCCCUCGAAGAGCAGCAGCAACAACCAGCCUCGUUGAACCUCACUCAUACUCCAAACCACAGGCCUCAACAUAAUCAACAUAAUCAACAUAAUCAACAUAAUCAACAGCAGCAGCAGCAGCAG